Enterospora canceri is the source of this 552-nucleotide messenger RNA. The record is from the annotation of a GenBank genome assembly. NCBI's taxonomy places the organism in Eukaryota, Fungi, Microsporidia, Enterocytozoonidae.
AUGGUCAAGAAACUGAAUUAUCCAAUUGACAAAUUCUGCUGUACCGUAGAUGCAGUCAUCUGCGACUGCUGCCCAGAGGUAGACGCACUUCCAUGCGAUAAAUACAUCAAAAGAAGCACAGAAGUCAUCAACAAGCUGAAGGGAAUCAAGCAGAGAAUGUUUCUAUUCACAAAUGGUACAAAAUGCAGGGCAAUGAAAAUACUGAAUUUGAUUGGACUCGAAGACGUGUUCGAGAAGGUGUUCUGUGCUGAUAAUGCUGAAUGUGACUACAUAAUGAAGCCAAAUCCAAUCAGCUACUCAUUUGUUGAAGACUAUCUACAGAUUGUUGAUGCACGUAAAAUCCACUUCUUUGACGAUAGAAGGAAGAACGUGGUUGGUGCCAAGAAUGCAGGAUGGAAUGGCUAUCAGGUGAAUGAGAACCUGAUUGAGCAGAUCGACAAGGCAUUGCAGCAGAUCGAGGUUGAAUCUGAGAAAAGUGGUCUUCUACAGAAAUCGACUCAAAACGUUGUUACAAGUUGUGACACAAAAAGAGAGGAGAACGAGUUGGAAUGA